AUCGCCAAUAUGUCUGACGGCCGUGGUUUACUUUUCUGACCAAAAAUUUUUAGAAAAUUGGAAAUUUACAACGUUUGCGACGUUCUAAUACAUCUCUGUUCGCAUCGUAUGUAACUGCAGUCCGCUGAGUGAAUUACAGCGAGAAUGGUCAAAAAGAAGAGACAGAGUGACCCGGGGGAGAACGGAGACGAAUCCACGGAGUCGUGUGACGAGAACGUCAAGUCCGCAUGUCCUCACGUCGCCAAAGCUGUCGAUCUCACCAGGCUGAAGAAGGCACUGAAGGCCGGAGGGUUCGACAAGGAGUGUGCCGAGUGCAAAAAGGCAGGGAAGAAUGAGGUCUCUGACCCCGAUUUUGAAGAAGAUCUCAGUUUGUGGAUGUGCCUGCGUUGUGGCACGCAGCUCUGCGGCCGAACACGUAACAAGCACGCCCUCAACCACUUCAACACCCCCCACUCCGACUGCCAUGCCCUCACUGCCAACACUACUACCUGGGAGAUAUACUGCUACAAUUGCAACAAUGAAGUGACAGCUUCGAGUGCCAAGAAACUUCAUGAAUGCAUAGAAUAUCUUAAAAAGCAAGCUGUUGCUGGGGGCAACCCUAAGAAUGCUAGUUUACCACCAAUAGAAUUAUUUUAUGAUCAAGUUAAGAGCAAUGAUCUCCCUUCACCAACAGAUAAUGUAAUAAAAACUGAGUUAUCCUUAUCCAAGGGUAAAGACAAGGCAAUGGCAUUAAACCUGCCACGAGUCAGGGGGCUCUCCAACUUGGGGAACACUUGUUUCUUCAACUCUGUGAUGCAAUGCUUAGUCCAGACUCCUUAUCUUCUCCAAGUUCUUCAAGAGAUGGCGACGCCUGGAGAGAGGUUCACCUUGCCGGGUGGCAAGCUGAAACUUAAAGGAGACGGGGAUGAAGUUAAGGAGGUGGAUCUACCUCCAAUUACUGGACAGCUAGCUGAAUGGGGCUCCUUGACUAGAACUUUAGCUGAGACUUUAGCAGAAUUGCAAGCAGGCGAAGGCGGUGUGUACACUCCUCGGAAGCUGCUGUCGGCGCUGGUGAACAAGCUACCGCAGUUCGGUGGCGGAGACCAGCACGACGCACACGAGCUGCUCCGACAUCUGCUCGAGGCUGUCAGAUCGGAAGACCUCCGGCGCUACCAGUCGGUGAUACUGAGUAGCCUCGGCAUGAACUCGAAGGUGGACCCUGCCAAGGUAGACGGCGAGGUCAAGCAGAAGGUCAAGUUCUACGGACAACAGGCUUCAGAUACCAUGUUGAGGCCAGAACAGGUGUUCCGUGGCUUCCUGGUGUCGACGCUAGAGUGCCAGGAGUGCUUCCACCACUCCGACCGCUCGGAGUACUUCCUCGACCUCUCCCUCCCGGUGGCCGCCAGCCGCCCGCAGCCGCCCGCCGUCGUGCGAAGGAAAACUCCAAAUGAGGAAAAUAUGUACAAUACUCAAGAAGAGAACAAACCAUCGAAACAUCAACUGAAGAAGGAAAGGAUAGCUGCUAGGAAGGCUGCUCGUAAGAACAAAGGUAACUCCACUAAGGACGACGGAACCGACGCCAACGGUGCCAAGGAAGACGGUAAGUCCUCUUCAGAAUCUGACGCGGAUGUGGAAGAUAAUCUAGAGGACAUGCCGCGCCAGGCCGACACGCACACAGUGUCUGUUGGCACCCAGGCCAUCGCCCACACAGCCGCCAACUUCGCAGCAUACCACAUGGAAUCAGGCUACAACUCUGAAAAAGUCAUCAGUUCAGACUCAAUCAGAACCAGCCCUGUAGAUAUGGACAAGGAAAAGGCAGACAACACCCCCGAACACGCCGACAAAGAUAAAGUAGAAUUCGCAGACUCGUCCACCUCAACAACGGCGAUACCCCUCGAAUACAAACCCUUAAUUUCAUUAGAGAAUUUGUCCAAUCCCGAUUCGGGAGUAGCAAGUCCGGAAGCGACGAAACACAACUCCACGGAGACUGUCGACAACGUGGACUCACCGACGAACGGCAAAGAACUAGGCAGCCAUAGCUCGUUAUCUAGCGAGAUCAACCUAGAGUUAUCGAGUCCCCAACACAAUAAGUUAUCGCCAGUUAAGACAGAAUUCGAAAGGCCUAUCUCAAGGAUAUCCCAAUACAACGCUCCAGAGUACUCCAAUGAGGUUGUCUCUCGAGGCAUCAGCGUGCAAGGUUGCAGAAAUUUGCUCGAACACAGCGGGGAGAGUAGUUACGAGUCACUGCCAGAGAGCAAGCCACAGGAGAACGUGUUUAACGACCUCGGAAACCUCCCAGAUAUAGCGAACAAACUGGACGAGCUGAAGCUCAUCAUAAACGACGUCAAGAAUAAGAAGCCGUCGUACCCGUCGCCCGUGACGACCAACGACAGCCCCGUGGACCCGCCGCCCACGGUGCCCAGGCCGAAGGUCAACAACGUCGACCAGGACAAGAACGUUCUGAGGGAUUACCUCUCGUUCUCGCGGCAGAGUCCGCUGUCGCCGCGCUACGUGUGCGACGAGGACGAGUGCAGCAUCCAGUCCUGCCUCAGUCAGUUCACGGCGCUGGAACUCCUCACCGGGAACAACAAGGUCGGCUGUGAGACGUGCACGGAGAGGAUCAACGGCAAAGACGGGAAGACGGUGUACACUAACGCGACGAAACGCUUCCUCGUGUCGAGUCCGCCGGCGAUCCUCAUCCUGCACCUGAAGAGGUUCCAGAUUGGGCCGCGGUGCAUGUUCAGGAAGAUGUCGAAACACGUGGACUUCCCCACCGUGCUGGAUCUGGCGCCGUUCUGCGCGAUGGACAAGCUGAAGAAGCUGCCGAACGUGGCGCGCGGGCAGAACGAGCUGCUGUACUCGCUGUACGGCGUGGUGGAGCACUCGGGCGGCAUGCACGGCGGGCACUACGUGGCCUACGUGAAGGUGCGGCCCGGCGUGGCGGCGGCCGACCCGCGCUGGUGGUUCCUGCCCAAGAGCGCCAACGCAAGCCCCGCGACGCCAGCGCACGAGCCCGACCACGACGACGAGUCCGACCUCUCGGGCUACGAGUCCGGCGAGGGCCCCGCCCCCACGCCCAGCGUGCCCCCCGGCAAGUGGUACUACGUGUCCGACAGCAUGGUCUCCGAGGUCAGCGAGGAGAAGGUCUUACGGGCGCAGGCAUACCUCCUCUUCUACGAGAGGAUCCUAUAAAACCCCGGUCGGAAUGUUUUUAUGGAGUGGCAUUUAAGUGGAAGACUGACGCUUGUAAAGUCGGAUAUACGUAGGGAGGAUCGCAUGACGUUUUAAUGUUAUCGCUGUAAAUAGCUUCGGCUUCGUAAUUAUAAUUUUUAACUGGCGGUUGUGAGACCGCAUUUGUUCACGUGACUACUUAUGUUAUGUAACUUAUAUUUACUCGUUUAAACCUCUUUUCAUGAUUACUGUUUGUAAAAUAUAUCCGCAUCUGUCAAUUUUUGUUUUAUUUUUUCCUUUUUGCUAAAUCGCGAACAAAGUAUACGGUGUUUCACCAUUUUACCAUGAGUCAUUAAAAUCAUGUUGGUUUACAAUCAGUAAUCGUGUUUCAUAAUAUUGUAUUGUUGAACUUAGCCCCAUAUUAUUGUAUGCAAUAUUUUGCAAGCGUUAGCCUGGUAUUUAUCUUUAGCAUUGUUAUAAAUAAAAUAGAGUUCGAUUUCAUUCAGUCAUUCUUGGACGAAAGGCAUCCCGUCUUUAAAAAGCUUUACUAGUGCUACAAGUGAUAGGGGCUCUCUAGAUAUGGCUUAUCUACCAACAAUUUUAUAUCUUUGCGCAAUUAUACAUACAUAUACCAAAUGCUUUGCUCGCCUUCACCGUGCGAACAUAUAUUGCUGUUUCAUCUUUCUAAUGACAAGUUCUGAUGUGCUAUGUGAAAUGGGUAUAUUUUCGAACGUGCGUUGAAAGCGAGCUAUUCAAAAUAAAGCCAAAGUAAUUACGUAAAAACAAAAAAUAUAUAUACAUUGUUUGAGGUUUACGCGGUUAUUGUCAUAAUGAAAACACAUAAUACCUUCCGGUUCUUACUUUUUCCGGUUCGUUCUUCUUACUAUACCGGUUCCUACCGCGGUAAUUAGGGAUACCUGAUUUAAAAUAUGUAUAACUGUACAAGAUACAGGCUUAUUUGAUAAAGCUAAUUGGAAUUUACAGGCAUAUGUACAUUGGUCAUAUCUAUCAAUAUAACGUGCCAUAGUCCCAACUUUCAGCUUUAUUAUGUGAGCUAAAUGUGCUUUAAACCAUUGACCUCGUAUAUAAACAAAUAGACUCCCAAUCUCUGUAAAAAAUUGUCCUCGGCGUAUCUUAUCACUAAGCGACGGCGCCGGCGUGUCAAGAUUUAAUUUAGUCGUAGUGGGCGUAAUGACGACACUGUACAACCGAUAUUGCUCUUUAUUUUAACAGCCAUAACAUCUUAAUUUGAGCGAACGAACUUAUACGUAUUUACAUGAUUCGGACACGUUUUUAAAAAAACUUAGCGAAUGUGAGCCUAUUUCUUUAUACGAUGUCAUUGUUAAAAACACAGAUUUUCAGUAUUGUACCAAAUAUUCCAUUUUACCACAUCCAUCGUUCAUUAUUUAAAAGAUAUCAUUUCAAUAAGUUUAAAUGUGUCAUGCUGUAAAAUUUUAAUUUUUAGGGUCUGUUUCUUGCUGAUAAGUAUCUGCCAUAGCCUAUCCAGAGUUUAUCCGACUGAUACUACUUACUACUUUGUCUAGUCCCUUCCACAUGUUUUAGAUUUAAUACCAAUGUUCGCCACCGGCGCUUUUUUAUAGUCUGGGUAGGGACCGUGGUGUAUUGUUACUCUAUUUCGCCAUUGAGUAACUAGAUGCUAACCGUAUAAGCUUACAUAUGGAAAUGAGUCCCAUCUAGUGGCGGCGUGUCGUAUCAUUAUGAAUACUUUGACAGUUAGUACCAAUGCUGGCCACCGGCGCUGCGUUUAGCGACAACUUUCCUAGUACGGCGAGGGACCCUCUGUAUAAUCAUGAUCAUACACUUAUCCAACAGAUAGGCUAUCAGAGAGUUUAUCAGUAUGUAUUGCACAGUGAUCGGAUAUUCAGGAGCUAAUUUAGCUAAAGUUCAUAAAAUCCCACGAAAUGCAAUGGAAGUGGCUUCUUAAAACAUGGAUCGAGUGAAACAUUACGAGGGCGUAAAAUGUUAUAGGUUUCCAUAAGCUACCAGUUAUUGUCAAUCUCUGUUUUUGCGGGCUUUUUUCAGUGCUAUCCAUAUGAGGCAAGCGAACUUUAGGCUAAAAAAGCGCCCGAAUAUCUGAUUACGAGUGAUGAAUCAGGCCCCGUAUUAGGUAUUUAUUCGUUUUUUUGUCUUAUUUUAAUGUAUAGGUUCAAAUAUUAUAUUGGCGUUAAAUUAAGCCCUAUUUUAUGUAAUGUCCGUUUGAGAAUAAUGCAUCGAAUUUGCGUCAUUUUAAGUUUGAUAGUCGAUUUUAUCGUAUGCUAGUAUUUUGUAGUAGACGCGUUUUGAAAAUAUUACAGCAGAGAACUGUCAAGUUACUGGUUUCGUCCGCCAGGUGUAUUUUAUACGCAAAAGCGGCGCCACCAGCGCAUUAAAUUUAUUUUCAACAGUCCGUAUGUGUUUUAUAUAUUAUCUCUAUAAUAUUCAUAAGUCAUUUGCUACAAAAUAUUAGUCUCUAAAGUCGUCUAUAAUUUUCAAUAGUAUAUAGUCUUCCAUUAAAGUGUCAACAUUUACCAUUUAGUCUACAUACAACUAUUAUAUUGUAAUUAUUGUUUCUUGAAUGAAAUAUAACUUAUUUGAAUUGUAUCUUGUGGCGUUCCAUUUAGUUGAGGACUUUCCAGCUUACGUUUAAAAAUAACAUAGAUGACGUUGUUCAUUUUUUUUUGUUUUGGUUUUCCCCGAAGGGUAAGGCAAAGGGAACUAUGCCCAUACAGCCAUGUCUUACGUAUUUUUUUCUUGAUGAUUGAUGAAAUGAUGAAAGAUGAUGAUGAUGAUGAAACCUAAGCCCCCACCCUCGGAGUAGACUCCUACUCCGAACCCCAAACGAAUUAACUCAAAAGUUCGCAUAAACUUUCGAGUUAUGAAGCGGCUUCCUGCCACGAAGCGAAAAUAGGCAGAUACACUUUGUUUAUUGAAUACUCCUAUAUAAUAACACUCGCGAAUGUCUUCCGACUAACUUAAUGCGAUCAUUAACCACAAAACACCACUUCGUAUUAAUUAUUUAGAUUAUUCAAUGAAGAAAGCAACUGUCCCGUUCCCGUUUCCCGCCAAAAAGCCAUGACGUUGUUCAGUUUAGGAAGUUGUUAUAAACCAGCCUUUUUUUUGUUACUGUGUCCGCCCGACAUGCAAAGGGAACAUAGCCCAUACAGCCAGUAAACCAUAGCCUGAAAAUAAAUCGUAGAAAAAAAACUGGUUUCUAGCAGCCAAAUCUUCAUUUAGAGCGGGAACAGAGUUUAAUACUUCAAAGUCCAUAAAAAAGCAAAUACUUUAUGACCAAAGAGAAUAUCAACACUUUAUAGUUUUUUUUUUACUUUGAUCCGCUAGCCGUACUGACAGUUUUCUAAACUCAACAACGCCAUCUAUGUGAUAUUCAAAGAACUUCAUCUGGAAAGUCCCUCAUUGGUAUAACUUUUUAUCGCUUCGAAAAGCCAUAAGCUGCUUCUAAGAUUUUACUCACAAUACAACAUUGGUGCCUAUUCGAGCGGACACAAACUUAACCUAAUUUUAGUUUGACAGCUCGUAAAUUAGUGCCGUCCUUCACUAACACUACGUGCAAGAAAGAGAUGGAGCUAGUUAUAAUCCUGUCAAAUUAAGUUAGUGGUUGCCCGAAUCCACUCCACACACAUGUCAAUAAGUCUAUCCAUAUCAAAUACAUAUAAUAUACCGUUUAAACAAAGCUAAAUACACGUCAUUUAUUGAUGACUUAACUUGCCUAUUUGUGUAGUCAAGUUCUGUAGUCUAGAAGGUUACAUUUACCGCCUUAAUAAAAUUGACAGGUGGUGAACGUGUGUAUAGUAUUUGACAGCCAAGCUAAAAUGAAUCCAAUUAUCAAAGAAUACCAUUAUAUGUGGUGUUGUGUUGUCCUGUUUCAGGAAAUGUGUGAUACCUUUGUCGACCUUUGGACGCACUUAUAAGGACAUUCUCUAUGGACAAAUGUGGUUCCUGUACGUAUGGUUGUCUCUAUGACGACCGGUUGCCAUACAACCAUAAAGUUGAAGUUGAAUUCCAUUGAACUUUUGCUUGCCUGUCAAAUACUUAAGCACGUUCGCCGCUUGUUUAGUUUUUAUGUCAAAGCUGGGAAAGUCACAAUGAGGAUAAAAACUAGAAGGCAAAUAUAGGUGGCAGCACUGUUGAGUAUUCAAAAUUUUGACAGUUCUCCAUACUGUGCAGCUAAAAUUUAUGUUAAAUAACUAUAAAAUGUGGAGCAACGUGGAGUGUAUCCCAUUUGAAGGAUGAGUUACGCAAAAGAAAACAGCCGUCAAUUGGAAAAUGCCAGUUUUGAUUGAAAAUAAGUUUUUCCAAGUUUUCUUCUUCAGUUAAACGCUGCGCAAAGGGUUAUAGUGUAAAAAUAUAACCAAAACAAUAUGUUUAUUUACUCAAAUAUUAUGGGGAACUAUCAAAAUUUAAGAACACUCAACAGUAGCGACACCUGGUGGUAAAUGGGCAGUUUUUAUCCUCGUUCAAAUAGAGAAAAUCGUAUUUUUAUACUUUCUCUAGAGGAAGAAUGCGUUGCCUUUUGCCGUCAAGUUGGUAGACGUACUUCAAGAUUCUUUGCAGAACAAGUACUUUAAUAUUUUUGCCUUCGAAAUGAUCUCCGUAGCAUAAUACCACGGAUAGACAACAGUGCUACAGACUGUGGUAGAGGAUUUAUCGAAGUAAAUAACGUCUUAAGUAACAUACUAAAGCCAAUUAUCUUAUGAUAAAAUGCCUAUUUAUUAGAGAUACUUUGAUUCCUAUAAACGUUUGAUUUACAACAAAUAGUAGUUGCGUCAGUUGCAAGGUUUUCCGUAUGAUAUCAAUGCUAUGUUGCUGUCAUGGUAGUUUUACUAUAUCUAGUGAUAUGGUGCUAAUUCCUGCAGACGCCAUCUAAUUUUAUUUUAAGUUAUCCCUGUCAUUUUCUUAUCCACUGAAAAAGAAAGGGACGAGUAAUCGAGAGGCAUAAAAUUUAUGGAACACACGUAUAUUUGAAGCAGAAAUCUAAAACAACCGUCUAAAAAUGUACAUUGGCCUAUAACCCGACAGAGUUAAGUAGACAGCACGUCAAACGGAUUGCAUACCAGCAAGAUGCCUGUUUUAUUCGCGCGGGUUAUUCAUUCGUUUUAAAAUUAACUUGUUGACAAUCAUCCGUCCCUUUCCUUUUCAGCGGGUAAGAAAAAGAUGGGUAUAACUUAAAUAAAAUUCGGAGGUGUCUGCAGGAAUCGGGGCCAAUAACUUACUCAGUGUAAAGAAUCUUAAGGCUUACAAAAGAUACAAAGUAUCUAAUCGAAGUCGCUUAGCCAGUCGUCGAAGUAUUUAACAUAAUGGGCAUUAUAAAUAACGUCCACUUUAUAAGGCAGUUCCUGCGUUAUAGAACGCUAGCGUACAACAUUUAGAUUGGUGAAAUGCCGUUCCCGGAAAUGUUCCCACUUUGGGAAGGCGCAAACUCUAUGUAAAAAGAGUUUUAUUACGUAACCUUUAACGGAGUAAAAGAACAACUUAAAAAAGAAAAGAAGCUAAUGGUGCUAAUUCCUGUACACACCGUCUAAUUUAUUCUAAAGUUAUAUAUGUGUCAUUUUUUUAUCCGCCAAAAUCGGGACGGGUAAUCGACAAGCAUAAAAUUUAUGGAACACACAAAUCAAAACAACCAUGUAAACAUUUUACAUUGGACUAUAACCCGACAGAAUUAAAUUUGCAUACCAGCGAGAUACCUAUUUGAUUCGCCCGGGUCAUUCAUUCAUUUACUCAUUCUUCCUAAAAUUUACAGCUGUCAAUCAUCCGUCCCUUUCCUUUUGGGCGGAUAAGUAAAUGACAGAUAUAACUUAAAGUAAAAUUAGGAGUUGUCUGCAGAAAUCAGGACCAGUGUCCUAAUUAAGAGUUAUAACGGGAACAUUCACGGGGAACGGCAAAUCGCUUGAUUAUCAUCAACACUAUAUUUAUAUAGAUGUAAAUACGAUGUUUUAUACAAUUCUUAGAUUUUAGCCGGUCGUAGGACCGGCUUAGGGCCCCAACCAAUGUCGGAUUAGCAACGAAUGCCGCCAAAUAUAGAUUAAUUUGAUAGUUCACAUGUUUCGUUUUAUUAUUAAACAUUCGCGUUGUAUAAAGUAUGAAUUUACAUGUAAUAAAAUGUGGCUAAAUCAAGAGCAAAAAAAAAGGUAAUUUGUCCUCCAUGAAUUAAAUUAAACCCUUCUUUCAGCAGCCAGUGUUGUCACCGGCAUAAGUAAUUUAAAAUUAAAUAUAUUCUUCUACUUUUAUAAAUAUAGUCAGAAGUUGAAACAUUAGAAUUUCAAGUUAUAAACUUGAAUUUAUUGUUCUGUAACUUUAUCGAAACUGGUCUAGUAUUUGGCGGUCUAUCUAUUUGUGCUGUAAAUAUCCUAUUUUUAGUACGUUUUAGCUAUUGUCACAUAUUUAAGUUCCAAUUAAUUAUGUAUUCAUGUGAGUGCUCAAUUUCGUUAUGGCUUUAUUUGCGUGUGGCUUAUUUUAUUCAUCAAACAAGAAGCUCUGGCACUAGAUGGUUGGUUUGGUUGGUGAUACUAAACAUGAUAAGAAUGGCUUUAAUUGUGAUUUCAAAUCCAAAUAAUGAAUUUUAGCUGAAAUGCAUUUCAAAAUUUAUCGUAUUUUUUAUUGUACUUUUAAACAAAUUGGCAUAAGUUAUUUAUUAUUUUUUUCAAUAGAGCGGAAAGAGAUGUGAAAUAAAUCCAAUUUUUAAAUAUUUAAAGGUUUAUGUGGAUAAGAAAUAUGGGAAUGAGGUAUGGAUCAUGAUGGUCUUUGAAUAAUUGUUACGGUGGUGUUGACGGUAUUGUUAGAAUGUGAAGAGUCGACUAUUGUAUAUGUUUAGUCGUUCUAGUGUUACCAGCUUCGCGUUAUUUUUUUAAUGUUUGCAUUUGCCAGGACAAUGACCUCCUGUAGCCUAUGUUGAUUAUAUUGAUUUGAUAUUUUUUGUAUAUUGAACUCCACACUUUGCGUUAUAAACAGGUAUAUUAAAUGAAAUAUAGUUGUAAAACGUA
Molecule: messenger RNA, 10148 nt
Organism: Pectinophora gossypiella (pink bollworm)
Lineage: Eukaryota; Metazoa; Arthropoda; Insecta; Lepidoptera; Gelechiidae
Gene: Usp16-45
Product: ubiquitin carboxyl-terminal hydrolase 16
Exons: 7
Coding region: 145-3171 (1008 amino acids)
Biological process (GO): protein deubiquitination
Cellular component (GO): cytosol; nucleus
Molecular function (GO): zinc ion binding; cysteine-type endopeptidase activity; cysteine-type deubiquitinase activity
Source: RefSeq, a predicted model, not a curated record